AUGUCUACCAACCAUAUUUUCAGCGCGGGUUCACUCUCCAUCAUCAGCGUCGCGACCAAUCUAGGCUUUCACUGGGAGGGAAGUUUCGCAAUGGAUUUCGCCAAUGAUCUCCAUCUCAGUCGAGUAGAUGCCAAACAUGUACUUACUUCAAUGUACAAUGACUGUGCCGUGUUGGUACAACGCUGUGUUGAGCACAAAGUCGGCCAACCCAUCAACUCCGAGGACAUUGUUCGCUGCUUUGGGGGACGCGAAGACCCGAUUGAGGCUGUUAUAUACAAUUGCUUCAUUCAAAAGCAGAAGGUACCUGUGGAGGUCUUCCUACGCGCUAUGCAGAUGGAAUUUAACCAUAUAGCGGAGAAUGCCGGCUCUAACGGCAUUUACAUAGAAGGGUUCCCAUAUGCAGACGAGGUGGACACUAAAGAACUCGCACAAGCUCUCGCCAGUAUGAGUUACCCUCCUGGAAGCUACAUGAUCAUGAUUCACUGCGAUGAAGACGAAGAAUUUGAACACUUCAAUGAAAACAUAGCACCUUUUUUUGCAGGGCUGGAUACCACUAUCAACCUUCCUUAUGGUCCCGAUUAUUACGACGUCGGGCGGGCUUACAACGACGCCAUCAAGAUACUUUCUGAGAAACCGGAGUGGCGCAAUGUACUAGAAGGUUAUGAUUACGGUGACGAAUCGAGAUUCCGAACAGACCUACAGUAA
Molecule: messenger RNA, 705 nt
Organism: Hypoxylon trugodes
Lineage: Eukaryota; Fungi; Ascomycota; Sordariomycetes; Xylariales; Hypoxylaceae
Exons: 1
Coding region: 1-705 (234 amino acids)
Source: RefSeq, a predicted model, not a curated record